Messenger RNA from Tilletiopsis washingtonensis, 523 nucleotides. Its product is annotated as putative N-terminal acetyltransferase complex subunit ARD1. Bases 1 to 462 code for a protein of 153 amino acids. Gene Ontology annotation, cellular component: NatA complex. Gene Ontology annotation, molecular function: protein N-terminal-serine acetyltransferase activity; protein-N-terminal-glutamate acetyltransferase activity. Gene Ontology annotation, biological process: N-terminal peptidyl-glutamic acid acetylation. The transcript has 3 exons. The record is from RefSeq and is a predicted model, not a curated record. NCBI's taxonomy places the organism in Eukaryota, Fungi, Basidiomycota, Exobasidiomycetes, Entylomatales.
AUGAACAUCCGGCCGGCGACCCUCGCCGACCAGCUCGGCAUGCAGAACUGCAACCUGCACAACCUGCCCGAGAACUACACGAUGCGCUACUACCUCUACCACGCGCUGACGUGGCCGCAGCUGAGCUUCGUGGCGACGGACGAGAAGGGGCGGGUGGUCGGGUACAUCCUGGGCAAGAUGGAGGAGGAGCCGUCCGACGGUGUGCCGCAUGGGCAUGUCACGUCGAUCUCCGUGCUGCGCUCCUACCGGCGGCUCGGCCUGGCGAAGAAGCUCAUGACGCAGUCGCAAGAGGCGAUGCGCGACGUCUUCCAAGCGCGCUACGUGUCGCUGCAUGUGCGGCAGACGAACCGCGCGGCCAUCGGCCUGUACCGCGACACGCUCGGCUUCGAGGUGCACGAGGUGGAGAAGGGCUACUACGCCGACGGCGAGGACGCGCUGGGCAUGCGCCUGACAUUAAGUUGAAAUGGCACCUUGAAACGAGAUCUGCAGAGGAUGAGCUGGCGGGAAACUAGGGCGGUAUGAG